Messenger RNA from Esox lucius (northern pike), 8068 nucleotides. It is a transcript of the gene igsf9a, whose product is annotated as immunoglobulin superfamily, member 9a. The record is from RefSeq and is a predicted model, not a curated record. Lineage: Eukaryota; Metazoa; Chordata; Actinopteri; Esociformes; Esocidae. Gene Ontology annotation, molecular function: protein binding. Gene Ontology annotation, biological process: cell-cell adhesion. Bases 465 to 5621 code for a protein of 1718 amino acids. The transcript is spliced from 22 exons.
GCCUGCGUGCGUGGGGGAGGGAGGGGAGAGACGGGCGGAGGGUGUAAGGGAAGAGAAGAGCUAGCGCAUUGAAGAGGUCAGAGGAGAAACCUUCGCUGCAUAGCGUAAGAUGUGACGGUAAAGUUCUUCACUAUAUACUUUGAUAGUGUAGUAGGGGACUUGCUGACCGUAGAAGUGAAUCUUUCCGUACCUGUUGAACAGAGGGCCAGGAGGUGUAAAGAAACAGAGUCUAUCAUUUUUUUUAAUGCGCUAAAUACACCUCCUUUGAAUGGAUAGGUUGCCUCAAUAAUGGAUAGGUUGAUUCUCAAAUAAAUUGAAAUCAACACAUGUUAACAUCUUUCGCAUGUUAAAUACUGGAGGAAUCCCUAAAAGACAACUUCGACUGACGCAAUAAAUGGAAAGACAACCUACCUGAAAGUGUCAACCACAGGUAUAAGAUGCUGGAGGCUGUGUGACUUGCCGCUAUGGGACCAAAGGGGGACUACUUCCUGGAUAUCACCGUGGUGACGGCCCUCUGCUUUCUUUGUGUGACCCACGGUCAGAAGCCAGAGGUGCGUGCCAGGGUAGGGGAUGUUGUGGAGAUGGAAUGUAGACUGCCACCCUCUGACACAGGCGCAUCUGCCCCCCUACACGUGGUGGAAUGGGUGCGCCAGGGCCUGGAUAUUCCAGUCUUGAUCAAGUUUGGAGAGUAUGUUCCUCGGGUGCAUCCCCACUAUGAGGGUCGUGUGUCUCUGGUGAGCAACAGUGUCCUGAGGAUGAUGGGGCUACGCCUGGAGGACCAGGGCCUCUACGAGUGUCGCAUCCUUCUGCUGGAUAAAACCACAGAUGAAACCCGAAACGGCACCUGGACACUGCUGUCUGUGACUGCUCCACCCAUUUUCACCGAGACCCCUCCACCUGUCGUGGAGGCGUUAGUGGGGAGUUCACUGUCCCUGACCUGUGUUGCCCGGGGCAACCCACCGCCCACCAUAACAUGGGCUAAAGAUGGUUCUCCGAUUGGAGGAGAGAAGGCUGAAUUGCAGAGUGGGACCUUGUUUUUCAAAGCAGUGAGCACAGAGGUAGAAGGACACUAUCAAUGUCUUGCCUCCAACACAGAGGGCAAUGUGACUCAUGUGACACAACUGGAUAUGAAAGGUCCUCCGGUCAUUGUUAUUCCCCCAAACGACACGACCCUCAACAUUUCCCAGAGUGCCCUGCUGAGUUGCCAGGCCGUGGCUGAUCCACCCAACAUGACCUAUGUGUGGCAGAGGGAGGGAGAGAAUGUCUACCACAUAGAACCUCUAAAGUCCCGUGUGAAGAUCAUGGUAGACGGCACCCUCCUCAUCACCAGCAUCACACCGGACGACUCUGGGCUCUAUACUUGCAUGCCAACCAAUGGGCUGUUGACUCCUCCUACAGCAUCUGCCAAUCUUACUGUACGACACCCUGCCCAGGUUCUCCUGAUGCCCCCGCAGACAUAUCUCCCCACUGGGAUGUCCGGUCUGGUGCCCUGCCCGGUGAAAGCCCAGCCUCCCCUGCUCCGUGUUGACUGGACCAAAGAUGGAAAGCCUGUGGAUCUGGCCUUGUACCCAGGAUGGAAAAUGACGUCCGAAGGCUCUUUGUUCAUGGCGACUAUCAAUGAUGACACAACAGGCGUUUACACGUGUACGCCCUACAACAGCUAUGGGACCAUGGGCCAAUCAGGACCCACAACAGUCAUCCUGCAGGACCCCCCGUCACUCAGUGUGUCCCCCAAUAAAGAGUAUAGACAGGAUGUGGGGAAGACGCUUGUCAUCCCCUGCCAGACUACUGGAGAUCCAACUGCUACUGUAACCUGGAGCAAGGUUGGGCCUGCCCCUCGUUCCCACUACUCCGUAGCAGCCAAUGGUUCCCUGCUGCUGCAGCCUCUCAGUAAAGACCACCAGGGGGAGUGGAUGUGCAGCGUUACCAACCGUGUGGCAACUGUCAAAGCCACCACGCUCAUCUCAGUACUGGGCACCAGUCCCCAUGCUGCUACCCAGCUGUCUGUGUCCCCAGGGGCAAGGCAGGCCAAUGUCUCCUGGGAACCGGGUUUUGAUGGGGGAUACACCCAGAAAUUCACUGUCUGGUUCAAGCAAAUAUCUGUGGGUGACAGUAAGGGGAAACAGGAGUGGCUCUCUGUACCCGUGCCUUCCUCAUCUGGCUGUAGUCUCCAGGUGACAGGGCUGGUCCCAGCCACAGAGUACCAGUUCAGUGUCCUGCCACACAAUAAAGUGGGCACUGGGCCUUUCAGUGAGAUCACCACCAUACAAACUCUGAAUCCACUAACAAGAAGAGCAAAACUAGAGCCACCUGCCUCACUAUCAGCUAAUCAGAGCUCGUCAGGUGUAAUCUUGAAGUGGUCCCCCGUGUCCCAGUACCCACCUAUUACCGGCUUUGUCCUCCAAAUGCGCACAGAGGAAGGGGAGUGGUUCAAUCUGGAUGAAAACGUCGGUGCCAACAGAAGUGUCAUGAUGGUUCCAGGUCUGCGCAAGGACUGUGUGUACGAGCUGCGGCUGCUGUCCCGACGAGGGGAGUUGCUGAGCGAGCCCAGUCCAUCAGUCAACGUCUCCACCAUUGGGAUGGAAAUGUACCCUGCCACUUCCCGCCUCCUGGAGUUUGUCCCAGAGUCGCUAUUGGCCGGAUUGAUGGGAGGUGUGGGUUUCCUGUGUUUGGUCAUCAUCUUGGUCAUAGGGACAGUCUGCAUCAUCGGUCAAAAGAGAGCACAGCGACGCAGGAGAAAGAAAAAUGACCUCCCUCCUGCCAUCUAUAGAAGCUCCCCCUCAACUGGGUCCCCUGUUAGCAGUCCAGACAGUGUGCUGAAACAGAAGCUCCUCCCUAACCACUCCCACCCCCACUACCCCGGCUCCACCCCCACCACCUCCUGCUCCUCCUCUCAAUCAGGCCACUCCUCCUUCGGCAGACAUUGUGAGUACCAAGACCAGCGCCAGCAACUGCUCUCCUGCCCCCCACAUCCUCCUAACUAUCCCCCUGGCCACCCCCUCCUGCCUAGCACUGACUCCUCUCCCACUUCCCCUCUGGAGUUCAUCUCCAGAGGUCCUGAUGGUCGCUUCAUGGUUCAACCUUUCAACCAGGCUUCCAUCCCCACCUCACAUGCUAUGAGAUCCCUGAGGAAAGACUUCCCACAAUCCAUUGGGGUCCAGAGAUCUGUUUCAUUUCGGUCUGAGAAGAGUGCCAGGAUGGAGCCGCCAUUCGUCCUUUCAGUCGAUCUGCCCCCCUGUGGUGGGACUGACCCCGACCCCACCACAAGGGUCCGGGCCAUGGCCAAACACCUCUCCCUCCACGGACGCUUCUACCUGGAUGGGAGUCAGGACAGUUGUGCUAAGCAUCCAGACGACAGUAGUCUCUACUCAGACUGUAACUCAGACAUGUACCCCCAGUCAGGCCUGGAGGAGGGCAACCCAGGAUACCUCUCCCUAAAGCGGGCUGUCCAGCCUGCAACUGCCAGCACCCUGGUGCUACAGAUGGAGCAUGAAAGGGAGACGGGCAACCUGAGCAGAUGUUUGAAGCUGGCCCAGGAGAGAGAACAGCUUGAAAGAGAGUUGCGGAAGUACACACUGGAGAGAAACACAAAUAUAGAUGAGAUUAGAGAGGGCAAAUAUGAGGAGAGGUGGGGAGAGACUGAUGAGUGUGAUGCCGUAUGGAAACCUCAGGACAGCGCUUCCUCACGCAGCCACUCUCGUCACGGUCACUCCCAGGACAACAGGGGGAGCUCUAGCAAGGCUGAGAUGCCUUCUUCACUGUCCUUUAUUCACUGGGAGGGCAGCCCUCUCACCUCAGCCACUAGCCUGGUUAUAGAACAUCAGACUCCCUCUGAGCCAACCAGGAGCCACUGUGACCCUCCACUCACCCAGUGUUCCCCUCUGACAGCUGUCACACAACACCCCCUCGGGGCUGAGAGUGCUGACGGCCCCUCUAAGAGGAGGGCAAUCCACCAUCCACUGAAGCGGCAGGAAGGGGAAGAUGCUGUGAGGGUCAAGACACAAGCUGGGCUUCAUGACAAAACUCACAUGUCAGCCGAGUUGAAGAGGGAUCGGUCCGAGUUAACUGAAUGGAACAAGAACAAUCAGUGCCCGUUCAAUGGCAGCAUGUCACACACAUCCAGGUCAGAUUCCUCUGUCAACAACAAAGUGCCUGAUUCUCGGAGAAUCGAGUUAACAAGACUACAGCCAUGUAAAGAGCCAUCUCAAAACACGGCGGUGAAUCCCACAGAGUGUGUAGAAAUGAGUGUGGAUGAACCAGAGGAGGAAGGCUCGGUGGAUUCUUCCUCAUAUCCCACAAUGCACCAGAGACAUUCCCAUCAGGCAAACAAUGAGUCCCCAUUGACUGAGAAAAAUGCCAGAGGCCAUCCAUCGGACCAUAGGAAGAGCCCAGUUCCUGGAGAGGAGCAGGACAGGUGGGACAGGAUGAGCAGAAGUCAGAGUAAAAGACCAACAACCAUCCAGCCUCCCAGACCGGUGCUUAGGAAGGCCCUGAGUCUAGGAGGCUGUCAGAACGGGCAGGACCACCUCCACCAGCGCAGCCGGAGUCUUGACUCCAGAAGACAGUUCCAGGGUGACUUCCUGACGCCUGAUGCCUGGAUCAACUCUCUCAGCCAGGAGAACUGCUCUUCCCCCUACUCCUUCCGCCCGGACUCGUUGUUUUGGGAACCUGAAUCGGCCUCUGCUCCUGAGUCCCCGAUCCACAUCCACCACACGACGCCGCCCUUCACCUGUCCACCUCCUCUUCCUCCUAAUGCCACGGAUCCCCAGUCUCCCAUUACGGCUGCGCGGCAGCUCCGUCAAGCAUACGAGGGUCAUAGGCACAUCCCGAAAUUAAGACAAAUGGAGCUGGAGAGACAGGAGCAGCUCCCCAUUCCUCCCCCAGUGCCUUCCAGCUCCUCCCCUAACCCCCACAACCCCCGCAAAAAGGCCUCUAUAUUCCCAGAUGCCUCAAGGUGGCCCAUCACCUACCAGGAGGCCCUGAGGUCCGUGCAGCGCAUGGAGGCCAGGACGAAUGCCUCUCUCCCCAGGGACAACAGGGAGCAUCCCAGACCAUCAGACUUAGUUGGAGGAACCGCGCCUCCUUCCCUGCACAGGGGCUACAGUUGGCCUGCACCCCAUCACGCCCCACAGCCACCCCAGGAGGAGAAGAAGACGGAGGUAGACGGGGAGGACGACGGGCACGGAGCGGAGAUGGGGAUGUAUCCCCGGGGAGUUCCAGACUCGGCAGGCAGCUACAGUAGCUGUGCCAGCCAGAGCAGUGGCAGGGGCAGUCUGGAGCCUCCCAACGGGCGCUUGUCUAUCUGCCUCUCCCCAAGUCAGACCAGCCCUCCUGAGGACACACUGGAGACACAGCUACAGGACAUGGACACAUUGAAAAGGAGAAAGGCCUCGGUGGAUGAAAAUUAUGAGUGGGAUUCAACUGAUGUGUCCAUUCAACCAGAAGAACAGGACCUUGAAGGCAGAGGUGAAAUAUAUAAUGGCUUGUUUUCAGUUAGUCUACAGAAGUGUCCUCCCAGCAUGAAUCAUUCCGGGGAGGGCUUCAAAGACUCAGUCCACUCGCAGGGUCAUCAUCUGACCAGCAACUACGCAGAACCUGAGCCAGAGACUGUGCUGUUCUGACAGCUCCAUCCAUGCCUUAAGACUUGCCUUCAACCGAAGGAGGCGAACAGUGUACCGUCAAGAGCAAUUCAGCAACGAUGUAAAAUGUUUUGUCUGCCCAGCCAAACAUCAUGGUUCGGUGUGCAAGGAAAGAUUGAUCAUACAGCUGGACUUACGGAAGAACAGUUGUAAGCUAAUUGUAUUGCACUGCGAAAAGGCAAACUACAACUGAGCUGACACUGUUAACUUGCAGUAUGAGUAUGACAAAACCAAGGAUCAUGCAAGAGGGCAUGAAAGGACAGGAGGACUUAUCUUUAAGAACCUGAUUGAGACUCCAGAAGUGGGCAUCAUGCCUUUUCCGUAUUUUGGUUCCAGAACUAGAGUACCAGCUUCUGCAGUACAAGAGGGUGAAUCAGGUUAGCCUCUACAGUAGGUCACACUAUGAAGAAUAACUUUUCUAAACAUAAUUUCAAGAUGUAGCUAAUCAAAAUUCAAAUGUAUCUCCUUUGUUAAACUCAUUGAUGUCAUGCAAUGUUCGUACUCUGAGUGGUUUCGUUUUUUCCCCCCCGAGUGCAGAUGUUUUUGUUUGUGACUGAGAGUUUUGCUGGUUCCCCCGGUUGCUGGAACAAGUGAAAGCACCGUUUUUUCACCAACCAUGUGAAAAAUGAGUCUGAUAACCUGUGAGCUUUACCGGUGAGAUAUUGUUUGCCGUGUCUAAUUUGGAGAUUGAAACCUAAUUGGGAUUUUUUCAAUCAGUCGAUCUCUGAGUCAUCCUAGUCAGGGAAAGAGAUGAGAAUUCGCAGCAUGUCAGAGGAGUUAAUUACAUCCUAGAUUGCCUUCCAGCACAACGUCUGGUGAGAAAGGAUAGAUGCCAGGGGUGUGAAUGCCUUUUGAGUUGUACUCACACUGUUAUCAGUUUACAAUGGCAGAUCACCCCACUUACCCUCCAUUUUAAUUUCAUCAAACAUUUGUACACAGAAAUUACUCUCAGAGAAAUGUUAAUUUGCCCUUCUUGGGUUUUAUAUGUUAUGUGAUUCUCAAUAGCAGUACGCUGCCAAUUUUUAGUUUUUUUUUAAUACUUGGGCUGAAUGUAAACAGAGUAAAAGAAUGGCUGUUAUUGCUACAGUGCUUUUGUAAAGUUACAUUCAUUGUGGUAGAGUACAAAAGUAAGAACGAGAGCUAUUUUAAAAGUUUUUGUGCAAGUUCAACUUAAAAUGUAUUUGUUUUUAUACAGAAUUUGAUUCAGCCUAUUUUGAAUGAAUUUACUAUGUAGUGCAUUCCUUUGUAUUUUGAUAUACUGUACUAGGUAUCCUUAACAAUUGUGGCCAAUGUAUUGGCUUCAUUCCAUGUUAUUCAAUAAUGCAUUUCUUCUAGAAAUAAUUUUGAAAUAAAAAAAUAUUUUGGUAUCUAAAUAUGAAUGUCUUUGGUUUGCAAUUGAAUAAACCCACAAAAACCGAAGAAAUUUACAAAAUCUUGUAGACCUGACAAUAUUAUUGGCAUCUUCUAGAAGUAAUUUCAUGCAGGUGAUUUUCAUUUACAGUACAGUGGAUAUAAAAAGUCUACACACCCCUGUGAAAAUGCCAAGUGAUGGAUCAGAGUCACUUUAAAUGACGGCAGGUGUGUAAUGACUUCUAUUUAACAUUAGUUUGAAGGUGUGACAUGAUUUCUGUCAAGAUUUAUCUUUGUCUCAUUCUUUUACAUCACAAAAACCUGACAUUUUCACAGGGGUGUGUAGACUUUUUUUUAUCCACUGUACUUUUGGUUUGAACCAACCUGUGUUGAGUUGCAUGUUCCUGCAACAAAAAAAAUAUUUAUUGGACUGGUUCGAAUAAAGGAAAGGACCUGUUUUAGAUUAGUGUUUGUACUGUGGUGAGCAUGGAAUAAAAAAAUAAACCAGAGAUGCCUUCAAAAAAAGUUGCACCUUACACCCAAUCAACAUAGCUUCCACACAAUCAACAUAGCUUGUUUUGGGGUUGCUUUCUGGCAUUGGGUUCAUUUAACAUGGGCAUGGCAUCAUGAAAUCAGGAGAACACCAAGCCAUAUGAAGCCUUGUCAACCUCAGUGUCAGAAAGUGGUACAGUGACCCCAAACACACUUCAAAAAGCAAGCAGGAAUGGUUCAAAACUGGACUGUUCUGUAAUGUCCAGCAAUGUUGAGUCCAGAUCCUAUUGAAAACCUUGUGGGGAGAUCUGAAAACAGCAGUUGGGAGGUACCCUUCCAAUCUGGGAGAACUGAAGCAGUUUGCACACAAGUCUGCCAAACUGCCAGUACAGAGGUAUAGGAAGCUCAACCAAUGGCUAACAAUAUUAAAUGUCAUGGAUGGCUAGAAGCGCUUGAUUGUCAUUAUUUUUGCCAAAGGCUGUGCGACAAAAUAUUGAGUCUAGGGUGUCAAUCAUUUUGAAAUGUCUGUAUAUUCUCUGAUAUAGGAUAUAUUAGGCUGUAAUAUAACAGUGAAAUAAAGAAUUAUG